ACUGUCAAGCUUCCUGGUGGUGUUCAAACGCUCCUACACAUCUCUUCGGCAGGCGCUGCAAACAUAAACUGACGAAGGACAUAAGACAGCUGCUCCUAUUAAUAACCUUAACCCAGUUAGCUCUCACAAGAUCCCUCUCCCCUCAGUGUGUUUGUUCCCUCAGAGCAGCAAGUCCAGUUUCAAACAAAAGCCACAGACUGACAGCAAAGAGGGGACAUCAACAAGCCAAGUGCUACAAAAAGACAAAGAAACACAAAAAGAGAAAUAUUUGAAAACCAAUCCUAUCACCAACUAAGAAGAGUAAACCUCAAAGAGGAAACCUGGGAACAUGAAGUCCCUGCGCUUCAUUGCUGCUGAGGGUUUUAUCCACACGGGUCCAAUGGCUCUGAGGAACCUAAACUGUGUGUCUUUUAACCUUUACCCGCUUCUUUUCAAGGCCUGCUACCUCCAUGAACAGACUGAUCUGUUGCAUACUUUGGUCCAGAUGUGGCCUCUGCGAGAUCUCGAUCUUAAAGAAAUCCUGGGGAAAACCAUCGACUGUCAAGUGGAUCUCACCACCCGAACAUGCCGGCUUUGUUUGGAAGCAAUUCUAACUGGAUUGAAGGACUAUGUGCUGUCUUCUCCAACGACCUACACCAAGAACCUCCGUGUGGUCGACCUGACAGCCCUUAAGGAUGUUGAACACCAAGUCUGCCCCUGCAAAUCCACCCUGGGUCGAUGGGCAAGAACCAAAUUCCUAACACGAAUGUGCUAUGAGACCAUGGUGGCAAUGCAAGCCAGUGAUGUGUCUCAGUUUGCCUUUGAAACAGCUAUCGAUGUCCGUCUGAACGGCUUCAUCACAGGCCGCAGUUACGAGUUGGUAGCUCAGGCCUUCUUGCUGCUCCGCUACUGUCCUCUGAAGCCCCGCUUUGUUAGUUUCAGAGCUGAUUCCCUCUCUCUUAAGCAGCUGUUCUACGUCCUUCGCCUGGCAGAGCCGGACUCCAUCACAAAGCUAGAGGUGGUCCACAAUGUUCCCCUUGAGGCCGUACACCUGGAGGUGCUACUGUCCCGGCUGGAGUUCCCUAAGUUAAAGUCUUUAACACUGCCAGCUGGAGCGUUGGAUUUUAGGAGGCUGGGAUCUGAUGAGGAUGACCUUCUGGCAACAAUUGGGAAUCUGUUAGCGCAGAUCAGCAGCCUCAAUGAACUCUGUGUAGGGUUCUCUACUCUCACAGGACAUCUCAGAAGACUCCUGAACCCCCUCAACACUCCACUUCAGAGUCUGGAACUGACCAACUGCACUCUGAACCGUGUGGACAUGACAUACCUGGCCAACAGCCUCCACAGUGAAGCCCUGGUUCACCUCGACAUCAGCGGCCAUAACAUUUUUGGCUCUUUUCCUGCACUGGUGACAAAACUGCUAAAUCGCUGUUCAGCAACACUAACACACCUGAUCCUUGAGGAAUGUGACAUUGAGGAUGAACACAUGAACACCUUGCUUAAUGCUCUGACUCCCUGCCAGAAACUUGAGGAGCUCAAACUUCUGGGGAACCCCCUCACCUCUGUGGCGUUGCAACAUUUAUUUACUGCACUGUCUGCAAGUUUCCCGAAACUGAGAUACAUAGAGGCGCCCGUUCCCCGUGAAUGCUACCCUGAGGAGCUCACCUAUCCUCUUGAUGAAUCUGUCUUGCUGUCCUACAACAGGGAUUUGUUUCAGGAGACCAUGAACCAGCUGUUGGGAGUUCUAAGAAGAGCUGGUAAAGAAAAUGUGGAGGUGUGCACCCCCAUCAUGGGGGCCUAUGAUCCAGAUAUUAAUGAAACUAACAACGAACUGGGGGUGUCCAUGCUGAAAUCUUUUAACAGUGUUAUUGGGGACUUCAUAGGUACAAUCAAUGAUGUGGACAACAGGAGAUCACAGACGUAAUUUGACUCUCUGUGAGAAGAUGGUCUUGACUUAUAAGUGCGCUUUAACUGUUUUCUGUUGUGUGGCUUUAGAUUUUUCAGCCGUUUCUAAACCGAAUCACAGCACACGAUUUUUCAUCUUUCUUUGAAAGCCAACACCAGAAUCCCAUAAGCUGAAGUCACAGCAAACCCACAACUCCCUAAUUUGUUGUGUGAUCAAAUAAAAUGAUUUAAAUCACUAACUUCAAAUAAUUACAUGUGCUGUACAAAUAUAAAGCAAUAGCAGCAAACAUUGAAUUUUAACCACUUUGCAUGAUUUUGUGUUGGUGCUGUGAUUAAAUGUAAAGAAUUAGAUCAGUAAAUGGUACAAAUUUGCAACAUCUGAAGGAAUGAUUUUAAUAUGCACACAAAUGUAUCAUUUUGUUAUGUCAAUGUA
Oryzias latipes (Japanese medaka) is the source of this 2314-nucleotide messenger RNA. RefSeq names its product leucine rich repeat containing 14B (gene lrrc14b). Lineage: Eukaryota; Metazoa; Chordata; Actinopteri; Beloniformes; Adrianichthyidae. The record is from RefSeq and is a predicted model, not a curated record. Gene Ontology annotation, cellular component: cytoplasm. Gene Ontology annotation, biological process: negative regulation of DNA-templated transcription; negative regulation of cell differentiation; positive regulation of cell population proliferation.